Tetrahymena thermophila SB210 is the source of this 1032-nucleotide messenger RNA. RefSeq lists its product as hypothetical. The transcript has a single exon. NCBI's taxonomy places the organism in Eukaryota, Ciliophora, Oligohymenophorea, Hymenostomatida, Tetrahymenidae. The record is from RefSeq and is a predicted model, not a curated record.
AUGAAAAAAGAUUCUUUCGCUGAUACUAGCGAUAAUAGGGAUCAUAUGCUAACUCUAUCAACUUAAAGCCAAGAAGAUGAGUAGCUUCAUCAUUAAAGAAACUCAGUUGCAGUUGAGAAUUAGAGCAACAAAAUUAAUAAACACUUCUUGUAAAAAAACAAAGGUUUAGAAGAAGGUAGUGAUCUUACUAGUGAAAGUACUACUAAUUAAAAAAGUAUUGAUAUAAAACGAGGAUUCAAAUCCACUACUCGCAAUAAAGAAAAACUUUCUUUGGUUCUGAAUGAAAUCUCUCGCGCUGCUGGGAGCAGAUCAAAGACCUCCAUAAUUGCAGCAGAAGAGUUUUCCUAAAAGAAUUCCUGCUAGUAAAAGUGGGUUAACACCAACCUUGAAGACUAACAAGAUCAUUUUUAGAGUUGCGAAGAUUUAGAUAAUGAUCAUGAUGAUUAAUAUAAACUAAGAAAAACAUCUAUAGUAUCUAUUUAUUGCAAGAAAAAUGACAUAACGUUUGUAUCCUCACCUGAAGAGUUUGCACUAAAGGUAAUGAACAACAAAAGUAAUGUCGAUGAAGAAACUCCUCAUCUUUCACAGCUCUAAAUUGAACUGAUUAUUAGCAACAAGGAUUGUGAAGAAAAUUCUCAUAAUUCUAUGUAAAACUAGUAAUAGACUACUUAAACUUGUCAAAAAAAAAUUCCUCCUUAAAAAUUCUCUACUGAAACAGACCCUUUAAACGAAAACAGAUGGGUCUAAUCACCUGCUAAUGGAAUACUCCAGAAAUACCAUGCGAUUAGUGAAGUAGAAAUAUAAUUAGAAGAGAAAGAGGUCCAGCUUAUAGAGGAUGAUGAUUAUAAUUUAAUGAUAUCAAGUCCGCAUUCAAACAGCUCCUACCAGAAAGCAAUUUAAAUCCAUAACAGCUUGCUAAAGGAGUUUUAAAAUGAAUGCAAGAAGACAGAACAAUCUGCUUCUAGUUUUAGUUAAAAAAUAAGCGCUUUUGACCUUCUAAUUUCCCUCCAACAAAACAUUAAAAAUUAUUGA